Molecule: messenger RNA, 2296 nt
Organism: Acromyrmex echinatior (Panamanian leafcutter ant)
Lineage: Eukaryota; Metazoa; Arthropoda; Insecta; Hymenoptera; Formicidae
Source: RefSeq, a predicted model, not a curated record
GACGGAGUCUCCGCAGUGAGCGUCGCGACGCCUUCGCGGAGAGUGUUGCAUGGAUCGCACGUUCGGUAAUCGCCGGUACACGAGGCGUCCCGCUCUCGUCGCGUAUUACAUUGGCGGUGUGCAGUGCCGAAGGAGUUGUUUCGCUUCUAUCGAGCUGCGAACCACCCCGAAGAGAAGAAGGGCGGCGCGGCGGUGGUGUCCCGUACCAUAGAAGCUGUAGCUGCGUUUCGAUCCGCCCGGAAGAGCUCUCUCUCUCUCUCUUUGGAUGACCCAGGACGGACUUCGCGCUGGAGCAACCAGAUAUCACACACAAGGAAACGACAGACAAUUGGAAGAGGCGCAGCGUCGUUUGGCCAUUGAGGACUCAUCUUUGGUCAUAAAAGGUGUCUGGUGGAUAAACGUGAAAGUGCCAAUAUCUCGCGAAUAAAAGCAUCGUCGACCAAACCAUAUACGCGACGCUAUACAAAAACGGAUGGGCUGGUGCGCGUCGAACGGUAAAAUCGAAGCAAAAUUGACGCCACGAACGAGGAUCCUGCUAGAAGAAUAUGAGGCCAUCGUCUGAGCGCCUGUUCGAUCGAGGAGAAUUAAUUUUCCUUCCGGUCAUUGGGUCAUGGCGAAAUGACCGUACUGCAAGAUUAAUAGUGUCUUCAUGAGAGCUCGGAUCUCACGUUAGUCGCUCGAUCAGCGAACAACAAGCAGUCCCCUUUCUCGACCCAUGAACGGGAGCGAGAGAUUCGUCAACUCAAGAAAGCAAGCCGCAUCGGGUGAAAUUCUCUUUGGAUCAACCCAAAAGGCGAAGACGAAGACAAGCAGAUAGUACUGACCGACUGAAUUUAAUCCGAAAUCUCUGUCAUCAAUCUUCCCAAAAUCUCGUUUAAAAUAUUACCUACUCUAUCCUGACAAAAGCGGAUAAGCAACGCCCUCUAAACAACGCAACGUUACGCUUAAAUGCGUGAAAAAUUGACAGUGGUCAAAAGUCAAGACGGAUCGAGGCAACGAAGGGUAAGUCGCAAAUAUCAUUCGGUAAAUAGUAAGAUCCGGGGAGAUAUAACACCUCUCUGCAGCAAUCCUCUUUAUUUGACCGGCAAUUCCCAUGGCAAUUGCUCUUCGUCUCUCCUGGAUUCUCAUCCAAGCCCCAUCGUCGUUCUCGCGUCUUCCCACGUCGCAGGCAUAAAAGUAUAACGACUUGGGACGCGUUACGUUCGCGGUUUACAGGGUGAGGGUGCAUGUAGUGCUCCCGUGAUAGCACGGGAUCGUCCGGCAACAUCAUAAAACUCGUGGAAGAGUCCACAUAAGAGCGGCGAAGACGACAACGACGACCACAACGUUUCGAAUUAUCGAAUAGCCGCAAAAAUGUGGCGAAUAACAUCAUUUUCGAAUAAAAUAAUUAUACGGAGUACAAAAAAAAUCGCAAUUUUUUAAAUAGAAGGACGAAGUAUUAAUAAUAAUCGGGCUGAUUGAGAAAUCAGAUUGAAGAGACGGAGAUAAUGAUAAAUGAUAUUCCUUUGUGUAAUUCUAUGGUCUUUAAUAUUCGCAAAGUGAGCGUAACGCGAGAGUGACGCAGUGCGGUGAACUGUUAAAACCUUUUGGUCCGGUAGAAUUCCGAAGAGACGUUGCCCGACGUGUUCGACACGAAGGAAUUCAAUCGCGAAAUGGACCGCGCGAUAUUUGAAUACUCGCGUAGAUUGUAGCGUCCGUAAGUUCAGUAAAUCCCGUAUCCGAAGUACAUAUUGUGAUCGUCGCACGCGGACAGAGUCCAUUUCCGCGGACAUCAUCGAUACUUCGAUACUUCGUCCGAUGUCUGUUCGUGCGCUGUUCGGAACUUGGACGGGCUGCAAGCAGCUGGGGAGCUUUAGAAUCUCUUCUUCGCAAGAGGAUCGAACGAGUUCACACGUGUAAUUUGUUUGGAGAACGCUGAGACGGUAAGAGAAUACCAGAGAUAUGGAUCACGUGCACGUGAAAUCGAGAUCGGCCUCGAAGAGCAACCCAACGAAGAUGGCCUGUGAGAAGGCGUCGAGACGCCUUAGGACGAUCCUCGUGAGGGCGUCUCGCAUCGGCGUUUCCACGGCGGAAGUCGCCAGGUUACCGGCGGCCAAGAAACUUAUCCCGCAAAGAGAUCACGGUUGGAAAUUGGCGGUGUUUCUCCUACUUAUGUUUGGAGGUGGAGUCAUCGUCGCCUUGGUGUGCACCGCCAGGAAAGGAUGCUCAAAACUGGAGGAUAUCAGUUUAGCGACCUAGCCGUUGCGGCCCAUUAUUCUCCGGGGACCGAUAGCGAUGUUGACGGCGACGAUGACAG